AUGGACGGCGAGAACCUCGACAGCCGCGUCAUCUUUCGGUACCUCACCGUGCAAAAGAUUGUCGAGAACUACGGUGCCGUCAUGCGCGCGGACUUUACCGUUCUUGUUGAAAUGGUCGCCGCAAGUGAUGGACUCGACGCUCGGGAAGAGACUGCGAGCGACGGCUAG
Saprolegnia parasitica CBS 223.65 is the source of this 168-nucleotide messenger RNA. RefSeq lists its product as hypothetical. The record is from RefSeq and is a predicted model, not a curated record. The transcript is spliced from 2 exons. NCBI's taxonomy places the organism in Eukaryota, Oomycota, Saprolegniomycetes, Saprolegniales, Saprolegniaceae. Bases 1 to 168 code for a protein of 55 amino acids.